Suricata suricatta (meerkat) is the source of this 2758-nucleotide messenger RNA. RefSeq names its product DNA polymerase iota (gene POLI). Lineage: Eukaryota; Metazoa; Chordata; Mammalia; Carnivora; Herpestidae. The coding region runs from base 921 to 2663 and encodes 580 amino acids. The transcript has 9 exons. Gene Ontology annotation, molecular function: DNA-directed DNA polymerase activity; damaged DNA binding. Gene Ontology annotation, biological process: translesion synthesis. The record is from RefSeq and is a predicted model, not a curated record.
CAGAGAUGCAAAAGAAAAAUGUCCACAGCUGGUGUUAGUUAAUGGAGAAGACUUGACACGUUACAGGGAGAUGUCAUAUAAGGUCACAGAAAUACAAUCAUGAGAACAUAUGUACAAAAACAUUGUAGCAUGGUUUGUAAUUGGUAAAAAUACGGAAGAAAAAUAAAUGCUCUUCAGGACGCGAAUGGCUAAUGGAACUGGGACUGCUCUACAAUGGGUGUUAUAUAGUCAUUACCAAGAAUGCAUCGGUGGUACACUGUUUGAUUCUGAGAGAGGUGUUCCUUGUUGAGUAAAGGUAUGUAUGUCUAUAUACAAAGAGGAAGGGAAGCGAGAGAUACAUACUAGGUUUUGAACUUGGUUAACUUCUGGAGAGGAGGUGCCUGUGGUGAAAUGGGAGAAGGGGAAGAAGGGAUAGCCAAGCAGAAAAGAUAAGCCUGUACUCCGAAGAUAUCACUUGAGCAUCUACGCAAAACUGUGUAUAUGUGAAUAUUAAGAAAGUCCUUAGUGUACACAGAAGAGGUUAUACCUACUGUUGCGCCUCUUCACAGAACUCGUCCUCAUUCUUCCAGCACCUGCACAGUGCUAUGUUGCAUUUUGUUCUGUACUUAACCGGUCCUUUAGUGAUAUUAAGACAGUUGUCCCACUUUGUUCCUGUUGUCCCCACGUGAUUAUUAAUAGCACCUCCUUUCAUUCAAAGAAUGUCUUAUUUUGGAUGAUAAAUUACAUGGUUUCCUGAUAGUGAUAGAUUACCUAUUAGGCUGUUACUAACUUUUUGCUCUUCCUAAUAUAUGCUUCAGUAGACAUUUUCACACAGAAAUUUUGGCAUACUUUUAUGGAGAUAUCCGUAUGAGUUGUUGGAAGAAUUUAGUCCAGUUGUUGAGAGACUCGGAUUUGAUGAAAACUUUGUGGAUCUAACAGAGAUGGUUGAGAAGAGACUGCAGCAGCUUCAAAGUGAUGACCUUUCAGCACUGACGGUGUCGGGUCAUGUCUAUAAUGAUCAGUCUGUAAACCUGCAUGACAUCUUGCACAUCAGACUCCUCGUUGGAUCUCAGAUUGCAGCAGAGAUGCGGGAAGCCAUGUGCAAUCACCUGGGUCUCACGGGCUGUGCUGGAGUGGCUUCUAAUAAAUUAUUGGCAAAGUUAGUUUCUGGUGCUUUUAAACCAAAUCAACAAACAGUCUUACUACCCGAAAGUUCUCAAGUUCUCAUUCAGAGCUUGAACCAUGUAAAGGAGAUACCUGGUAUUGGCUAUAAAACUACCAAACGUCUUGAAGCUCUGGGUAUCAGAAGUGUGCAUGAUCUCCAAACCUUUCCAUCCAAAAUAUUAGAAAAGGAAUUCGGAAUUUUAGUGGCUCGGCGUAUCCAGAAGCUCAGUUUUGGAGAGGAUCACUCUCCCGUGACACCCUCAGGGCCACCUCAGUCCUUUAGUGAGGAGGAUUCAUUUAAAAAAUGUUCAUCAGAAGUUGAAGUUAAAAAUAAGAUCGAAGAACUACUGGCCAGUCUUUUGAACAGAGUAUGCCAAGAUGGAAGGAAGCCACAUACAGUAAGAUUAGCAAUCCGUCGGUACUCAUCUGAGAAUCACUGGGGCCGUGAGAGUCGUCAGUGCCCUAUUCCAUCGCAUGUAAUUCAGAAGUUAGGGACAGGAAAUCGUGAUGUGAUGACUCCAAUGGUUGAUAUACUUAUGAAACUUUUCCAAAAUAUGGUGAAUGUGAAGAUGCCCUUUCAUCUGACUCUGUUAAGUGUGUGCCUCUGCAACCUGAAAGCACUAAAUACUGCUAAGAAAGGGACUAUCGAUUAUUAUUUAACACCGUCAUUAUCGGCGACUUCCCGCUCUGGGAAGUGCAGUUUUAAAAUGAAACACUCUAAUAUGGAAGAUUCUUCCAAAGACAAAGAAGCAAAUUGGGAUUUUCUACCAUCUGGAAGAAUUGAAAGUACGAGAACUGGGGAAGCUCCAAUAGAUACUACAAAUUUUUCUAAAGAAAAAGACACUGAUAAAUUCCGACUCUGGUCACUUACUGAAGGUAUUGACCAAGAAGUCUUUAAGCAGCUUCCAGUAGAUAUUCAAGAAGAAAUCCUUUCUAGAAAAUCUGGAGAAGAAGUUCAAGGUGAAGGAAGCUUGAGUUGUCCAUUGCAUGCCUCUAGAGGAGUAUUGUCUUUCUUUUCUACAAAACAAAUGAAAAAUAGUCCCUUGAAUCCUAAAGAUCAUUUAUCCAAUAGCAAACAGAUAUCUUCUUUCUGUGAACCAGGAGCAUCAGGUUUAAAUAGCAGUAGUUCCUCUGCUCCAUCUAUCCUAAAGGAUUAUUCACAUUAUUUAGACAGUAGAUUAAAAGAUGAACAAAUGAGUCAAGGACCUAAAGAAUCUCAAGGAUUUCACUUUUUAAAUACAAACUGCGCUGUAUCUGUUUUCCAUUCCUUUGCAGAUUUGAAGAGUGAGCAACUUUUCUCCACAAACCGCACUACAGAUAGCCAUAAAGAGCCAAUAGCAACAGUCUCUCAUGAUAAAGGACUUACAGAGAAUAGAGAGCAAGAUUCUACUGAUGAAAAAAUUACCUUUCCUUCUGACAUUGAUCCUGAAGUUUUCUAUGAACUACCAGAAGAGGUACAAAAAGAGCUGCUGGCACACUGGAAGAGAACAGGAUCAGAUUUCCACACUGUACAGAAAUAAGCAUGUUCGGGAAAAAGGUCUAGAAAGCAAAGGCCAUUGUUCUCAGAUUUAGCCGUUUAUUAAGCCCCUCUGAAUUAAACAGUAAUAGAUAUUCA